Molecule: messenger RNA, 3412 nt
Organism: Syngnathoides biaculeatus (alligator pipefish)
Lineage: Eukaryota; Metazoa; Chordata; Actinopteri; Syngnathiformes; Syngnathidae
Product: keratinocyte differentiation factor 1-like
Exons: 4
Coding region: 211-1269 (352 amino acids)
Biological process (GO): regulation of epidermal cell division; keratinocyte development
Cellular component (GO): cell junction
Source: RefSeq, a predicted model, not a curated record
UUACCUGUUGUGUUACCUCCCUCCCUUGACGCUCAGGUGCACUGUCGAACUGUCGACAAGUUUACUUUCGGAAAAAACGACUGCAAAAAAAAAGUUUGUCGCCUCAAGAUGUGCAUCAGUAAGAUAUGCUAAAUGACAUGGAAAGAUAUCAGCGAUCGUUUACGAGCUGCUACGUGGGCGAACCGUGAAUUAACCUGAAGCCCGAAAACCAUGUCUGUAGGCAGUGCGGGCAGCUCGAGAGGAAGCUCGAGGCCUGACAGUUACAAGCGGGGGCCGAGCCUGAGCGGCAGCCGGGGGUCUUGGUCCUACGAGGAGCGCUGCGUGGACCCCGCCGAGCCACAGCCGGAAUCCCCCCAGAAAGAGUCAAACGGGAAGGAGCGCGACACCUUCCUGGUUUCCCCGGCCGAGCCCCCCCGCGCCAGCCAAACCUGCAAUCCCUGCGGUUCCCCGAAAGCUUGCAGGACUUUCGCGUGUAGCGUCCUGACGUGCGGCCUGUACAGAGUCUGCCUGCGAGCCCCGUGUCUGGCGCCCAAAGAGAGCGUCCCGGAGGAGCCGGAAAAGCUGAGCCUGCACGCCGAGAAUCUGCCGGUCCGCCAGGAGGAGGAGGACGACGACACGGACUGGCUGGGGGACGUCUGCAUCGGCGGCGUCAAAGUGGACAGCCCGAGGAAUUACAUCGACAACGACACUGUGGCGUACGUGGCGCAAUCGCAGCCCUGCCACCCUUCCCUGCAGGAGGUCAUACAACCAGACGCCUGGGAGGACGGCGAGGAGAACGUGGACUCGCUGAUCACCAAGAAGCUGCUGGAGCUCUACACCGAGUACCAGAUCGAGGAGCUGGCCCGCUGCACCACGGACUCGGUGUUCCUGCGCAAGAGCAAGGCCAUCAACCAGCUGAUCAACUCGCUCGCCGAGGAGCACCAGAUGGACGAGCAGGAGGCCGAGUGCCGGCUGGUGCGCGGCAUCAUCCGCAUCAGCACGCGCCGGAGCAAGAAGAAGAAGCGGCCGACGGCCUCGCGCCCGGAGAGGACGCUGUCCGACAGCGGCAACGAGACCAUGAGGGAGAGCGGCUCUUUUGCCUUCAGCAACAACAAUGACUACAAAUCAAAUCCAAACAUCCAAAUAUCUGAAUUGACCUCCUCCGACAAGUGUGCCCGUGACAUUUGGAGGAACAACGAAGGUCGCACGUCCAGCUCGACGUCGACAAGCUUCCACACCGAGACGGACUCGUCGGGCGUCCCGCUCAUCCGCACGUCUGUCAGAACAUGAAUCCGUCCACACACUACGGGGUGGGGGGGGGGUCCUCGAUUUACCAAAGAGUUCCAUUUCUGCAGCGGCGACCUAGCCCGAACUUGUACGUGACUGCGAAGGCGCUAAUGUACGCUAACGCAGCGGUCAACUGACAACUUUCGAGUUCUUUGCACGCAAUUUCUAACUUGGAAAGCGUGCCGGCGCACAGGACCUCGGACCAGACUCGGAACCCUAAAUUGCUUCCAAGUCAGCAUUGUGAAUGAAAAACUGUUCUCAGCUGGUGAAGCAAAGAAUAAAUCAUAAAACAAGAACUAAAUAACACAUUAAAGAUUAAGAAAUGCAUGCUUGCUUGUUUGUUGCUCCCAGCUGCUUGACUCUAAAGCGAACAUAUUAAAAGAAAAGAGAAUUAAUUGUAUAUUUAAACACAAGAAAGUUCAAACAAACCCAAUUAUUUCGUCUCAUACCACCGGACUCAGUAAUUUGAAACACUGAUCUAAAAAAAAAAAAUAAAAAAAAAAACAUCUAGCUGUGUGUCGAUUAGUUGAAGCCAGUUGGCCGCCAUCUUUGUACUCCCAAAACGCGUGGAGGAUAUGGCUUACGGCGAGGUUUUUCCUCAAACUUUGGGAUGUUGAAUUAAAAGUGGUCGUGUGAGGUUGACAUUUGUUUCAGUUCUGGUAACAUGAAGGAUUUUUAAUUCGACUUGGUAAGCCAAAAAAGGCAAAGUGCAAAGGAAAGACAUAGAACACCGUGAGUUCCAAGAAACCUUGCAUAUCACCUCGGGCCCGAUUUUCCGUGACAUGUGAACUUUUCCCAAAAUACGCUGUGAAGCACUAUCAUUAUAACAGCAAACCAAAAAAAAGCAUUUUUUUGGUCAUAAAAACAUUCAAUUUUAAGUCUGUCAGACAUAUUUUGGGAAAUAAGGACUCGCAAUGGGAAAAUACAUAAUAAAAACACUAUUUGUUGUCUCUGCGACGUCAGACAGAAAAUUUAAACUUGUUUCCUCAUAUUUGAAAAUCAAACUCGAUUUGCAGAGUUCUGUAUUAUGAAAUUCAUCCAAAAUUUCACAGAAAAUGUGUUUUCUUGCUUAUCCACUGAUGAAGUUUGGGAAAAUAUUGACAUCGCUUUUUCGUGAAAAACCGUCGGCCUAUGAAAAUGAAAGCACAGAGUGAACAGUGAACAAUAACAACUGUAAACAAAACUUUGUGCAAGUGAAUUAAUACCAUCAGGAAAUAAAAAUUUUAACAGUGUCAAAGUAAAUCUUCCCAACUUACCUGGAAUGGAAUGUUUUCUCACAGCCACAAAACUAGCGAAUUAACGGUCUGGUUGUUUUGGGAGUAUCAAGAUGGCGGAUGGCGACUUCAGUUUUGGUGGCCAAUGAACUAUCCAGUCGUUUUUUUGUUUUAUUUUUUUUAGAUCAGUGGUUUGGACUCUUUUUCUUGCUUCUUAAUUCGUCUGCAUCUCAUUCAGUAGAACUCAGCGCUGCCCCGAGUGUUGUGGCACAACGUGGUACUGCACAGACCUCGCGCAGUUCAAAAAUCAGACAUUAUGUACUGUUAAAAACCAUACAAAAGUACCGCUUAAAAAUACACAAUUUAAUUAAGUAAUUCACUGUUAUUAAUUAAGAAGCCCGUGUAUAUGUUCCCCACUAAUCUUUGAAGGGGCCACAAUUGCGUGUGAAGGACAUAACCGAACUCAGGGCUCUCUGUUUUAAUAUUGACUAUAUUUUUGUGCGUGUACCUGUUUUGUUUUUUUAAUAUUGUACUGUAAUUGAACGCCACAUCACCAUCAGCUUGUAAUGAUUUUUCAUCCCCUAUUUUGUCCUCAUAUACUUUCUCCACGUAAUUUAUGUCUUCUGGUGGCUUACGUAGCGCAGUGAAGGGAGUUGCCUGGUUCAUGGAAAUAAUCAUAAAUUGAAAUGAAGCAGAUAUCAAACGUCUUGAAUGCGGUUCUGUGGCCCUGGGAAUUAACAAUUGCCUUCUUAACAAGCAUAAGCAACGUUGUACUAGAAGUUGUUACUGUUCGAAUCUCACAUGGCGGCUCAAGAAACGUUGUGGGAAGCCGUCCAUCUGCGCUCUCUUAUAUGGUGUAUUGUUUGUGCUUUAGUUCUUUUAACGAAUGAUGUAAAUGCGCAAAAUCCCACAAAAUGUUAUUGUACCAUAAU